CGGUUGGGAUGACUUGCUUGACUACACGAGUCGAUUAUGUAUGGUCGGCAUAUGCCCCGCCGGUUCUGCCAAUUCUCUCCAAUUUGAUUUCUGCCACACACACAGAUCGAAAGGACUGAGCGCGUGGGCCGAGAUAUCGGGAGGAGGAUGAUGGCUUGUGCUUCUCUCGCCUCGAGCCUGCCGUGGGUCUUCCUCUGCUCUCCGAGGCCGAGGGCUUCGACUCCCCGCCCUCCUCACCCCUUCCUCCGUUGCUCCUCCGCCACAUCCGACUUCUCCCAUCAUACCGGUAAACUAGAAAAUCUCAUAGCACAUGUCCAAAAUCCAUCAAGUAAUGUAUCUAUUGACCAACUCGAAAGUCAAGUUCCGAUGACUGGAGGUGCAUAUGAUUUUAAGGGAGCUACAACAUCACUAACUAAUGAGAGAUUGUCGUCUCCGAAAAAGGUGACUCUAGUAAGGCAUGGUUUGAGCUCGUGGAACAAUGAAAAUAGGGUCCAGGGUAGCUCAAACUUGUCCAUUCUUACAGAUAUAGGAGUCGGGCAAGCAGAGAAAUGUCGCGACGCAUUAACUGACAUAAGUUUUGACAUUUGCUUCUCUAGCCCUAUUUCACGUGCAAAGUCUACUGCUGAACUUAUUUGGCAUGGAAGGGACAAACCAUUGGUUUUUCUUGAUUCUUUAAAAGAGGCACACCUGUUUUUUCUUGAGGGUAUGACAAAUGCGGAUGCUAAAAUGAAGUACCCAGAGUUGUAUACCACUUGGAGAGAAGAUCCAGCUAAUUUUAAUGUUGAUGGAAUUUAUCCUGUCCGCAAAUUAUGGGGGACAGCAAGAGAGGCCUGGAGGGAGAUUUUGUCUUCACCUGGUGAGAGCUUUCUGGUUAUCACCCAUAAAUCGAUUUUGCGGGCGCUUAUUUGCACAGCUCUGGGACUCAGUCCAGAGAGGUUUCGUGCCGUUGAUGUGAACAAUGGUGGAAUUUCUGUAUUCACAUUCAACAGGCGGGGAGAAGCUAUUCUUCAGAGCUUGAAUAUGACGGCUCAUAUGUAUAGCAAUCACAUUUAUCACUACUAAAAAGAGGGCUCAACAAUGUGUAGAUCGUGUGGAGCACGAUCAAGAAGUAGGCGAUUACACCAACGAAGGCACAUAUGAGAGCUCCCGUGACAUGAUCACAGAAGCUUGGAACCUGGCCACAGAUGGGCAUCCAUCCGGCGUGCGAGUUCCCCUUCUUCCCCACCUGCGCCAUGGCCCCGGCCGCCGCUGUGGCCGCCGUCAGCAACAUCGCCACCGUCUACAGUACAACCAUAUCGGUCACAUACCAGUUGCAAGAUCUCAAACACGAUCACAACAUUCCAUGGCCUUACCACAUCGAACACGAUGACCAACCUCGACAGCGAGGUCGUCGGAGGUACGAAGAGCACGAGGAGGGUGUAGCCGCAGCCGACAGCGUUCGCAACCACAAAGAACCUGCACGCAGUUUGUAGUUAGGUUUCUCUCUCGGUGGUGGUAGAACCGGAAGACUUAGUGUGCUGCCUACUCGAAGGAAGGAGUGUAUUGGAACUUGGCAUCCAGGGUUAAGCCAAAGAUGGUGGUGGAGUCACGGCUCGUCGCCAUGACCACCGCCGCGCAGAGGGUGGCCGCUGCAGCUAGAAGCCUCAGGAGGAGAGAGCACAACCUCGAAGUCUUGGCCAUUUUGGUUCUGCUAUCUGAUGCAGUGCUGAUCUGCCAGGGGAUCAUGGAAGCUAAAGGGUGGGUUGGACUUGGCAUUUAUUGGCGGAGAUCGAUGGUGGUAGCUUCAGGGUGUCAAACUAGAGGCUAUGUUGGUGAGCUGCUCUGAUGCUUGGUUGAAUGGUGUCUCACCCGUCUCCAUCUCCAUUGCUAACCUUGUACUUGUUCCUCUUCUCGAGGACAAUACUUUGCUUUCUCUGUGGUAGUGGUUACUUGUCUUAA
Molecule: messenger RNA, 1938 nt
Organism: Musa acuminata AAA Group (dessert banana)
Lineage: Eukaryota; Viridiplantae; Streptophyta; Magnoliopsida; Zingiberales; Musaceae
Product: probable 2-carboxy-D-arabinitol-1-phosphatase
Exons: 8
Coding region: 148-1062 (304 amino acids)
Cellular component (GO): cytosol; cytoplasm
Molecular function (GO): phosphatase activity
Source: RefSeq, a predicted model, not a curated record